UCGCUCCGUACAGGCGCGACAGUCGUCCUCUCUCUACAUCUCAAAACCCUCAGCUCCAAGGUUUCUACUUCUCCGCUCCCCUCCCCUCCCCCCAAAUCCACAACCGCACGCACCCCCGCGCAUUCUAGCAUCACUGUCAGUCCAACGCACUACGGCGCAUCAAACGCAAGGUCUGAAGGCCCUUCUAACUUUCCCAUUUCAAAUCAGACUCAUAUUCAAGGUAGGCGCCUUUUCGCCUCCUAACAUUCCUCAACCUGCGCCACGGCGGAUUCUAGCAACCGGCCCCCAUACCGAUGUCCUGACGUUCCCCUUGCUUCCCCUCAUUGGAAUUAAUUCUAGGGUUAGGGUUUGUUCUCAGAUGGGGAACAAGGUCAGAGAUGAAUUAAUCUCGUCCGUCCGAUCCGUCCUCGGCCAAGAAUUCUCGGACAUGGACAUAAUCCGGGCUCUCCACCAGGCGAACAAUGAUGUUACCGCUGCGAUCAACAUCAUCUUUGACAUGCCUCACAUGUCCACACGAGAAAGUGUCACUCCCCAGAAGAAUCCCUCCAUUGAAAUCUCAUCUGGAUCCUCCCUCACUCCCAUUCCAAGUUCGAAUUCAAAUUCACCUGUGAAAACCGCCAAAGAUGGGAACCGGAGCCGGUCAUUAGAUUUCAAAAGUCCCGGCAAUGGUGAAGUCGUAGUUCUUGAACCUGAGGGCAAGCCUUCGAGUUCAAUCAACAGUGAUUGGUGGUUUGUCGGAAGCUCUGAACUCUCUGGACUGUCUACUUGCAAGGGGAGGAGACUCAAGGCCGGUGAAGGAGUGAUCUUUUCGUUCCCUUCUGAAAACCGCUUGAAUUCGCCUAAAUUUCCAGGCCGAGGGCGCUCUGUGUCUGCUUCCUCGGAAAUUGUGCGGUUCUCAACGAAAGAGUCAGGAGAGAUUGGCCGCAUUCCAAAUGAGUGGGCCCGCUGCCUUUUGCCACUAGUAAAGUCCAGGAAGGUCCGACUUGAGGGAUACUGUAAAUACUGCCCGGAUGUCCUCAGUAUCAUGGACACAAUUCUUUUGCUUGUCAGUGUAUACAUCAAUAGUUCUAUGUUCCAUACCUGCCACCAGAUUUCACUGAAGUCAGCCCGUCAUUUCACUGAGGAUUCAGUUGUUCAUCCACUUCCAACCUUGUUCAAAUUGAUUGGAUUGACCCCUUUUAAGAAAGCAGAAUAUACUCCGGAGGAUCUUUAUACUAGGAAAAGGCCCUUGGAUUCCAAGGACAGUUCUGGAGGUCAUAUGCCAAUAUUACCCUUAGAGAAAUGCCGGAGGUCAUCUCUUGAUGUCAGUGAAGCAGACAAUGAGGAGGUGACUAUUUCAGAUUCUGACCUGGAUAACAUUGUGGGUAUUGCGGAUGGUUCUGAGCUUGAGGAAAUGGAACCACCAAAUACUCUCCAGUGUGAACUCCGUCCUUACCAAAAACAGGCUCUUCAUUGGAUGGUCCAAUUGGAGAAAGGAAGCUGCUUGGAGGAAGCUGCCAGAACUCUUCACCCAUGUUGGAAUGCAUAUCAUCUUGCAGACAAGAGGGAACUUGUAGUCUAUUUGAAUGCAUUUUCAGGAGAUGCUACAACUGAAUUUCCCAGCACUCUCCAAAUGGCGAGAGGAGGAAUUUUGGCGGAUUCAAUGGGACUUGGGAAGACCAUUAUGACAAUCUCUCUCUUGCUGGCUCAUACUGAAAGAGGUGGUUCUGGUGCAUACUCUGCGAGUGAAGGCUCCAGUGAAACUAGUGAAGUGGGGGGAAUUGUUGACCAAUCUCCAAAUCCUUUAAAGAAAAUAACGAGCAUUUCCGGUUUCAAUAAGCUGAUGAAAUCUAGGAUUUCUCUUAUAGGUGGUGGCAAUCUGAUUGUUUGCCCUAUGACGCUGCUAAACCAGUGGAAGGCAGAAAUUGAAACUCAUGCUCAGCCUGGAUCCUUUUCUCUUUAUGUUCAUUAUGGGCAAAGCAGACCGAAGGAUGCAAAGAUUUUGGCACAGAAUGAUAUUGUUCUCACAACUUAUGGUGUAUUAGCAUCAGAAUUUUCAGCUGAGAAUGCAGAAGACAAUGGUGGACUUUAUUCCGUUCGAUGGUUCAGGGUUGUGCUUGAUGAAGCACAUACAAUAAAAUCUUCUAAAAGCCAAAUUUCCAUGGCUGCAGCUGCAUUAACUGCUGAUCGUCGCUGGUGUCUUACUGGUACUCCAAUUCAGAACAACUUGGAGGACAUUUAUAGCCUUCUUCGAUUUUUGAGGGUGGAACCUUGGGGAAACUGGGGCCUGUGGCAAAAGCUCAUUCAGAAGCCUUUUGAAGAGGGUGAUGAACGUGGCUUAAAGCUGGUCCAAUCCAUCUUAAGGCCAAUAAUGUUAAGAAGGACAAAAUCCAGCACAGAUAGAGAGGGCAGGCCAAUUCUUGUUCUCCCUCCAGCGGAUGUUCAGGUUAUUUAUUGUGAACUGUCAGAAGCUGAGAAGGACUUCUAUGAGGCUCUAUUUAAAAGAUCUAAGGUCAAAUUUGACCAGUUUGUUGAGCAAGGAAGAGUUCUUCAUAAUUAUGCUUCCAUUUUGGAGUUGCUUUUGCGUCUCCGCCAGUGUUGUGAUCAUCCAUUUCUUGUGAUGAGUCGGGGUGAUACACAAGAAUUCUCAGAUCUGAAUAAGCUUGCAAAGCGCUUCCUUAAAGGUGGUCAAGAUGCCGUACAUGGGGAACACAAUGAAACACCUUCAAGGGCAUAUGUCCAAGAGGUUGUGGAAGAGCUCCGUAAAGGAGAAAAAGGAGAGUGCCCAAUUUGUCUUGAAGCUUUUGAAGAUGCGGUAUUGACACCUUGUGCUCACUGCUUGUGCCGGGAGUGCCUCUUGGCAAGUUGGCGGAGUGCUACAUCUGGUCUUUGUCCUGUUUGCAGGAAAUCCAUUACAAGACAAGAUCUUAUUACUGCUCCUACAGAGAGUAGAUUUCAAAUUGAUAUUGAGAAGAACUGGGUAGAAUCCUCAAAAGUUUCCGUUCUUAUGAGAGAACUGGAAACCCUUCGUUCAACAGGCUCCAAAAGUAUUAUCUUUAGCCAGUGGACGGCUUUUCUUGACCUUCUGCAAAUUCCUCUUUCUCGUAAUAAUGUUACAUUUGUUCGUUUGGAUGGGACUCUAAACCUUCUUCAACGGGAAAAAGUAAUCAAGCAAUUUACUGAAGAAAAUGAGAUUUUGGUGUUACUAAUGUCAUUGAAGGCUGGGGGCGUAGGAAUAAACCUUACAGCAGCAUCAAACGCCUUUGUUUUAGAUCCAUGGUGGAACCCAGCUGUUGAGGAGCAAGCUGUCAUGCGCAUUCAUCGUAUUGGUCAAACUAAAAGAGUUUCAAUCAAACGGUUCAUCAUUAAGGGAACAGUGGAGGAAAGGAUGGAAGCCGUGCAGGCCCGGAAGCAACGGAUGAUCUCAGGGGCCCUAACUGAUCAGGAAGUCCGCAAUGCACGUAUCGAGGAGCUGAAAAUGCUCUUUACUUGAAUGUAAGGAAAUCUGGGGUUGUUUUCUCAUGUUUCCAACUUGGCAUAGAAGCAUGAGGAGUCAAGUGGCUAGCAAGGAAGCACCAUUUGCAGAAAAUCUCCACUGCAGGCUGUCAAUUGUGGCGUGAUUGGUUUACUGUGGUGAGUGGCUCCCACCCCGAUCUGUAUGAAAGAGACCUGUAACAUAAAGGAGAACUGUAUUUUUAGGCAAAUUUAUUGCCAAGCUGUUUUGAUUUUUAUUUUAAUUCAAGAAAAGUGAAAUAUUGGAACUGGAUUCAUGCAGCCGGCCCCAAUUAGUUGGGAUAAGGCUUAUAGAUGAUGAGAUGAUGAGGAAUCGAAAAAAGGUGAAAAGAUCACAGUUGCAAAACCGA
This is a messenger RNA of Magnolia sinica, 3842 nucleotides long. Its product is annotated as DNA repair protein RAD5A. Bases 359 to 3472 code for a protein of 1037 amino acids. Gene Ontology annotation, molecular function: nucleic acid binding; ATP binding; zinc ion binding. The record is from RefSeq and is a predicted model, not a curated record. The transcript has 20 exons. NCBI's taxonomy places the organism in Eukaryota, Viridiplantae, Streptophyta, Magnoliopsida, Magnoliales, Magnoliaceae.